This is a messenger RNA of Talaromyces proteolyticus, 276 nucleotides long. RefSeq lists its product as uncharacterized. The record is from RefSeq and is a predicted model, not a curated record. The transcript has a single exon. NCBI's taxonomy places the organism in Eukaryota, Fungi, Ascomycota, Eurotiomycetes, Eurotiales, Trichocomaceae. The coding region runs from base 16 to 252 and encodes 78 amino acids.
UAUGUGUUAUGUGUUAUGUGUUAUGUGUUAUGUGUUAUGUGUUAUGUGUUAUGUGUGGUGUUGGCGGGCAAAAGCUCCGGCAUGACAAAGACGAUUAUUCAUAAAUUCGUGACACCUGUCCUGUCUCUAUUAAUUUGUAAAUACCCGCAAAACCCGGGGAAGCCUCGCCGACUCCAGACUUUGGGUCGACGAAAAUGUUUCGGAAUGCGUGAGAUAAGCAUUUAUUUUUAUUUUUCGUCGCAGUCACGAUGACGGCAUUCGCAAACAAUAGUUGAC